Molecule: messenger RNA, 1714 nt
Organism: Papilio xuthus (Asian swallowtail)
Lineage: Eukaryota; Metazoa; Arthropoda; Insecta; Lepidoptera; Papilionidae
Gene: TfIIFalpha
Product: transcription factor IIFalpha
Exons: 14
Coding region: 146-1693 (515 amino acids)
Biological process (GO): transcription initiation at RNA polymerase II promoter; positive regulation of transcription elongation by RNA polymerase II
Cellular component (GO): nucleus; transcription factor TFIIF complex
Molecular function (GO): DNA binding; TFIIF-class transcription factor complex binding; RNA polymerase II general transcription initiation factor activity
Source: RefSeq, a predicted model, not a curated record
AUUGAACUUAAUUGCGUCGUCUCCGUGUGGUUUGUCUAUAAAUCACAUUAAAAAAUCUGAUUAAGGGCAUCCAAAACAAUGUUUAUGUUAGAAGACUGUUGUAUUUCUUUUUUAUAGUUAAUUCCUACCUAAGUUAUAGAUACCAAUGAUGAAUAACCCUCCAGGAGGAUCAUCGUCUCAAGAUGCAGCAGUGCAGGAAUUCACAAUACGAGUGCCAAAGAAUGUUAAAAAGAAACAUCAUGUGAUGAGAUUUAAUGCCACUCUCAAAGUGGACUUUGCAAAAUGGACUCAUGUCAAAAUGGAGCGUGAGAACAACAUCAAGGAGUUCAAAGGGAUUGAAGAAGAAAUGCCUAAGUACGGUGCAGGCUCAGAGUAUGGUCGAGAUCUUCGUGAAGAGGCACGCCGCAAGAAGUUUGGCAUCACAUCAAGGAAGUACAAGCCUGAAGAUCAGCCUUGGAUCCUAAAAAUUGGUGGCAAAAAGUUCAAAGGGAUCCGUGAAGGCGGUGUGUCAGAGAAUGCUGCAUACUAUGUGUUCACUCAUGGUGUGGGCAACACUAUUGAAGCAUUCCCUUUGCUUGAGUGGUACAAUUUCCAACCAAUACAAAGAUAUAAGGCGUUAUCCGCUGAAGAAGCAGAACAAGAAUUUGGAAGACGCAACAAAGUGAUAAAUUACUUCUCGCUGAUGUUCCGCAAGCGCAUGCGCGGGGAGGAAGGUGGCGACGAUGCUGACGACCCUGAUGAGAAGAAGCCCAAAGGAGCCAAAGCUAAGAAAGAGCUGAAGAUAUCUGAGAUGGACGAGUGGAUGGCGUCUGAGGACGACUCUGAUGAUGACUCAGAGGAGGGCGAGAAGGACAACGAUAGCGACUCCGGUGCUAAGAAGAAAAAGGAUAAAAAAGCUGCACUAACAAAGAAGAAGAGGAAAGUAGAUGACGAGGCUUUCGAGGAAAGUGACGACGGUGACGAAGAGGGAAGGGAGAGGGACUACAUAUCUGAUUCAUCGGAAAGUGAAUCAGAUCACGAGUCUAAGGCGAAUAAAGAAUUGAAAGGUGUAGCGGAGGAAGACGGACUCAGGAAAAUCUUGACAUCGGAGGAGGAGUCUGAGGAGGAGCAGGAACAAAAGCAGGAGUCGGAGCAGGAGGACGAGCCCACUAAAGAGGGCGAGGAGCGCGCCAGCAAACUCACCAAGAAGGCCAAGAAGAAAGGGGAUGAGGGCAAAAAAGAGUCGAGCAGCGACUUUAGUUCCGACUCUGACACUGACCCGGAGACCAGCGCCCCCAAGAAGACAAAGAAGACUAAGACCAGCGAAAAGAAUCCGCCCGCGGCUAACUCCUCUGCGCCGGGGUCAGCGAGCACAUCUCGUGCGGGCACUCCGCAGCCUGGUGCAGCUGCAGGUGCUGGCGGCGCUGCUGCUGCGGCGGUCGCGGCGGCCAAUGCGGCGUCCGCACAUGCACCCAGCAAACGUGUCAAACUUGAUGCAGCGUAUACCGAGUGCGGGGUGACUGAGGAAGCAGUGCGGCGGUACUUGGCGCGUAAGCCCAUGACCACCACUGAACUGCUGACAAAGUUCAAGUCGAAGCGCACCGGCGUCAGCAGCGACCGCCUCGUCGAGACAAUGACGCAGAUCCUCAAACGCAUCAACCCUCUCAAGCAGAACAUCAACGGAAAAAUGUAUCUCAGCAUUAACCAUACGUGAUGAAUAAACUUAUCGACACAU